GGACCGGCGCCGGGGGAAGUCCCCGGGCGCGUGGGUAUAAGAGGCGGCGCGGCGCCGGGGCCCCAGGCCGGCAGCCCCCAGCCAUGGCGCGCUGCCUCCAGUUCCUGCUCCUGAGCUGCGCCUGCAGCCUGGCGCCCGCGGUGCUGGAGGUGAAAGUGGUCUGUUCGGAGGCUGUGGACUUGCCCUGCCCCGUCCCCUGGGACCCGCAGGUCCGCUACACGGUGUCCUGGGCCAAGCUGGCCGGCGGCCGUGCAGAGAGCCUGGAGGUGCCCGGGGAAGAGCUGCGGUCCUCUCUCCAGAAUGGCUCUUCGGGGGCCCCCAGUGGGAGGCUGUAUUCUCUGAAGAUCCAGAACACUACCAGCUGCAACUCGGGGGCCUACCGCUGCACUCUGGAGGACCCGGAGACACAGAGAAACCUCAGCGGCACCGUGAUCUUGAAAGUGACAGGAUGCCCUAAGGGACGCAAAGAAGAUACUUUUAAGAAAUACAGAGCUGAGAUUGUCCUGCUGUUGGCUCUGGUCACUUUCUACUUAACACUCAUCAUUUUUACCUGCAAGUUUGCACGACAGCAGAGUAUUUUUCCAGAUUUUUCUAAACCGGUCGUAGAACAUGCUUUUCUCCCCGUCACCUCCCCAAAUAAGCCCUUGGAGCAAGUGACUCUUCACAAGACAGAGCUGGUAUGAGCAGGAUUUCAGCAAGCUGUUUUUUUCCCGAGUGGAAGGCUCCAUGUCCCACUGGACAGAAGCAUGAGCCCCACCCCAAAGAUGACAUCCUUCCUGUGAAGUCCUUCGAGUGACGGAAACAUGCAAAAGGGGGUCCCACCCCACUUUUCGUGAGCAGGACCUUGAGAACUAGGAUGUGACCCCCACGAAGCCUGGGGCCACCCGGCAGGUGCUUUCGAGUGCUGCACCUUUAUUCUGAGCGUUUUAUUCAGCUACCUGGUCAACUCUUUGGACUUUUUUUUUCAGUGCUAUGGAAGCUAUGGUGAUGAGAUGUUGCAAGAGGAGCUCGGGAACUGUGCAUGUCUAGCGCUGGCCCUGUGCCGACUUUUGAGGACAGCUGUCCUCUUCCACAUCUGGAGCGCAUCUCUGAAUGCCAGUUUUUUUUUUCCCUCCAAACCUAGAUGCUUUAUGUCUGGGAGAUGUUGCCAAGCCAAGACGUGAGACAGUGGGAAAUGCUUAGCAAAUAAUUUCCCUGUGUGAAGGCCCUGCUCUGACCAAGGCGUUUGAUGUGUAUACAGACCUAACAAGGCGAUGAACGGUCCCCAGCAGGGCCCUCUUAUCCAGGAAGGACUUCCAUAAAGAAGCAAUAGAGAAGACUUCCACGUUUAUUUUUAUAGCUGUAUAUACGUGUCGAAGAAGGACUUGGGUUUCUUUUCCUUUGUAAAUCUCCAUCUUCAAUAGUUAGAGACUAUUGUCAACUGCAAGCAAGCUGCCCAGGGACGGUGAGAAGACGUCGGAGAGGGUGACCUGCGGAGGCCGAGCUACGUGGUGACGGCCAUGCUGGACCCAUCCUGCAGCCUGGGUUGUCCCACUCCCUAGCUGUCUGAUCGUGGGCAAGACCCGUGUGGUUUCUGCUUUUCAGAUGCAAACCAAAAGGCCAUAAUGCCUUUCCUGGUUCAUGUUUUCCAUCGUUCCAAAGAAAGAAGGCAACGAAGGAGGCGUGCCUACUGUCUUCACUGGGAAUUCCUCUGGGGAAGGGAGCCCAGGGCCGCGUUCUUGAAGCCCCAGCCAGAAGUCCCCCAAAACCACGCGGAGAAGCUCUCUAAUGUUCCACUGGCGUUUUGGCAGCUGUUGUGUUUCCUUAUCAAACUUGGUCCUUCCCCUCCUUCUUUCCCAAAGAGGCUAGGAGCCUACACUAAUAUGAGAGGGGAAGGGAUGCCAGGGGUCGUGUUUCUGUCUCUUUGUCUGAGCGUUCGUGUCAUUAAAUGUGUGCGUGUGAA
This is a messenger RNA of Phacochoerus africanus (Common warthog), 1942 nucleotides long. RefSeq names its product CD83 molecule (gene CD83). The transcript is spliced from 5 exons. The record is from RefSeq and is a predicted model, not a curated record. Lineage: Eukaryota; Metazoa; Chordata; Mammalia; Artiodactyla; Suidae. The coding region runs from base 84 to 683 and encodes 199 amino acids.